AUGAUCAGGGCCAAGAAAUGCAGCUUCGCCCUAUGCGGGAGCCUCUGCGGCCAUUGGAGGACGGCUCCCCUGGCCCUGAGACUUCACGUCCUCUCAGGCUUUCCAGAUGGACGAGGCUGGACACCCGCGGGUGUCAGGAGCCUCCGAAGCUGUGCCCCAGCCCAGCACCGUCCUCUCACCUUUGGGGACGUGCGUCCAGGCUGGGGCGGCCGGCAGCAGAUGUGCACAGGGAGAUUCCAGGGUUCCCCGAUGGUGACUGUGACCCACAGAAAGAACCCGAGAGGCAGUGUGACCCUGAAGUUUUGGACUUUUAAGCUGUAUUCUCGAGGUGCCACCCUGACCUGGCUUCGGGAUGGGGACCCUGUGUACCUCGGCACCUUUGGGCCUGGGGUCACCUUGCCCAGUGGCGACGGGACCUACCAGACCUGGAUGGCCACUCGUGUCCUUCCUGGAGAGGAACAGAGUUUCACCUGCCUCCUGAGACAACAAGGGGAAAACACCACGACUCCUGUCUUUGGUGAGGAACGGGGGGAGCCCUCAGCUUCGGGGAGCGGGAGCCAGGGUGAGGAAGGGCCUUGGGUGUGA
Messenger RNA from Fukomys damarensis (Damara mole-rat), 585 nucleotides. RefSeq names its product hereditary hemochromatosis protein homolog. Gene Ontology annotation, cellular component: external side of plasma membrane. The transcript is spliced from 2 exons. Bases 1 to 585 code for a protein of 194 amino acids. Lineage: Eukaryota; Metazoa; Chordata; Mammalia; Rodentia; Bathyergidae. Gene Ontology annotation, biological process: positive regulation of T cell mediated cytotoxicity; antigen processing and presentation of endogenous peptide antigen via MHC class Ib; immune response. The record is from RefSeq and is a predicted model, not a curated record.